AUGCCUUCGGAGGCGAAGAAACGACGUGAUGCAGCAAAGAAACAGGCAGCUAAAAAUCGUACUAAAGUCCGCGAUCAAAAACUGGAGAAUAAGGAAAGUAUCGGAUCACCUACUCGAGAGCAAAGCCAACACAUGCAAAAUGGUGGAGCUUCAUCUAUGAAUGAUGUUAUCGAUGUAGCUGCUGCGAUGUUGGAGAAAAUGGAAUUGGAAAAUGCAAAAGCACGAUCAGUUGUAGGAGCAUUGACUUCUCAUCCGUUAUCUAUGGAUCUCAAAAUAGAAGGACUGACGGUGACAUUUCACGGACGUGAAAUUGUGACGGACACAAAACUUGAAUUAAACAUGGGACGCCGUUAUGGUCUUAUUGGUUUAAAUGGAAGUGGAAAGUCUACUUUAAUGCAAGCCAUAUUUCGCCGGGAAAUGUCAAUUCCUGAUCAUGUGGAUAUGUUUUUGGUAUCUCGUGAAAUGGCUGCUUGUAAUGAUAGUGCUCUAAAGGUGGUGUACGAUGUUGAUGAACAGAGAAAAGCACUUGAGAAGCAAGCUGAGGAACUGGCGGCUUCGUCGGACGAUGAAAGUCAGGAAAAGCUAUUAGAUGUUUAUGAUCGCCUGGAAGAAAUGGAUGCUGAUAAAGCGGAAGCAAAAGCUGCAGAAAUACUACAUGGUCUUGGUUUCACUAGGCAAAUGAUGCUUAAAAAAUGCAAGGAUUUUUCAGGAGGUUGGCGAAUGCGAAUUGCAUUAGCACGAGCACUGUAUCUAAAACCAUCAUUGCUGUUGCUUGACGAACCAACUAAUCAUCUUGAUUUGGAGGCUUGUGUGUGGCUUGAGAAAGAGCUAGCGGCAUAUAAAAGGACUUUGCUGAUCGUUUCACACUCACAGGAUUUUAUGAAUGGUGUCUGCACAAAUAUCAUUCAUUUGUUCCAAAGAAAAUUAGAGUAUUAUGGAGGUAAUUAUGAUACAUACGUACGUACUCGGACCGAAUUGCUUGAAAAUCAAAUGAAGCGUUACAAAUGGGAACAGGACCAAUUGCAGCAUAUGAAAGAGUACAUUGCUAGGUUUGGGCAUGGUAGCGCCAAACUUGCCCGCCAAGCUCAAAGCAAAGAAAAAACGAUGGCUAAAAUGGUAGCUAUUGGAUUAACCGAAAAAGUUGUUACCGAAAAGGUAAAGCAGUUUUACUUCUUUGAUCCCGGUACAAUUCCACCUCCGGUUAUAAUGGUACAGCAUGUAUCUUUUCAAUAUAAUGAAAAAACUCCAUUAAUUUACAAAGAUCUCGAUUUUGGAAUAGAUCUUGAUACUCGUAUUGCACUAGUUGGCCCAAAUGGAGCAGGGAAGUCAACAUUAUUGAAAUUGAUAUCAGGAGAUGUGAUGCCAUCAAAUGGUCUUAUAAGACGUCAUUCACAUUGCAAAAUAGGACGCUAUCAUCAACAUUUACACGAAGAAUUACCACUGGAAAAGUCUGCCUUGGAAUAUUUGAUGAUGUCAUUUCCAGAAGUUAAAGAGAAAGAGGAGAUGAGGAAAAUUAUCGGACGUUAUGGAUUGACUGGACGAGAGCAAGUUUGCCCGAUGAAGCAACUCUCAGAUGGACAACGCUGUAGGGUAUCCUUUGCUUGGUUGGCAUGGCAACAACCGCAUCUUUUAUUGCUCGAUGAACCUACCAAUCAUCUAGAUUUGGAAAGUAUUGAUGCAUUGGCGGAAGCAAUUAAUUGUUUUCGAGGAGGAAUGGUUCUGGUUUCGCACGAUUUUCGAUUAGUGCAUCAUGUGGCUGAGGAGAUAUGGGUAUGUGAUAAACAAACAGUUACAAAAUGGAAUGGUGAUAUUUUUACAUACAAAGAUCAUUUGCGUAAGGCAAUCGACAAACAUUGUUCGGAAGUGGUAGAACGAUAG
Acanthocheilonema viteae is the source of this 1878-nucleotide messenger RNA. The record is from the annotation of a GenBank genome assembly. Lineage: Eukaryota; Metazoa; Nematoda; Chromadorea; Rhabditida; Onchocercidae.